Xiphophorus couchianus (Monterrey platyfish) is the source of this 7113-nucleotide messenger RNA. It is a transcript of the gene map2, whose product is annotated as microtubule-associated protein 2. The record is from RefSeq and is a predicted model, not a curated record. Gene Ontology annotation, cellular component: neuron projection. NCBI's taxonomy places the organism in Eukaryota, Metazoa, Chordata, Actinopteri, Cyprinodontiformes, Poeciliidae. Gene Ontology annotation, biological process: microtubule cytoskeleton organization; neuron projection development. The transcript has 19 exons. Gene Ontology annotation, molecular function: microtubule binding.
CCUAGUUCCGGUAUUACGGUAACUGAAAGGCUGCGGUGCCUCUGUGUCCGACAGACCGGUGUUUUACUGGAAGACGCCGAGCCGAACAGGUCUCAGAUGUUAUCCUCUCUGCCGAGACACGGACAUCACUUAAACUAGCCAGGUCCAACUUGGAGUAUUUAUCACUUGGCUUUUUCGAGAACCUCAGUUCCCAUGUUGUGACAUUUUGGGGCAACAGAGAUUCCUUGGAUUCUUCUUGACUCAUCCUCCAAAGUCCCUGACCACAUAAAGAGAAAUUGAGAUUCCCAACCCCUUGCCCGGUCUUGCCAGCUGCUAUUUAGCAACAGCAUGGCAGACAGUCGACAACCAGAAGACAGCGCCCCCCAGUGGGACCCAUCAGGGGGGCAAGAACCUGGCGGCACCCAUGGAGCAAACAGCUACUCUUCAUCAGCCUACCGGACCUGCCAGCCUGGAGGGGCCCACAUGACCACCGCUCCUUACACUGCAAGGGAGAAUGGAUUUAAUGGCGAACUAGCUGGAGCUCCCGCUAUCACUGCAGAGCAAGUUUCGGCACGGAUUGUGCAGGAAGUGACGGCAGAGGCAGUGGCGGUGCUAAAAGGAGAACAGGAGACUCAGCGGCUGCCGUCAGUUGAAGAUACCACAAACUUGCCUCCCUCCCCUCCCCCUUCACCUGCAGCUGAACACUUUGGUCCCUUGGAGCAAGAUGUAGGGGAUGAGGAGGAGGCGGGCCCUCUCCGCCGCUUCCAAAAUUCUCGGGAGAGGUGCAAGUUCCUCGCCCCCUCCAUCUCAGUUUCCGUGCCUGAGGACGACCCCUACCACUCCGACGAGGAGUACUAUGAGCACCCAUUGUUCAGCCCAGAGUGGACGCACUCGGGCGCUCGCCCCACAGGGCACGCCGUGGCCUUUAGACAGAUUGAAGAAGAGACCAUGGAGGCUCUUACAGCUGAAUACGAGGAAGAGGAGGAAGAGGAGGAGGAGAGUGCAGAGGCAGCAAUGUCUGAAGCAGCUCUUGAUGAGCAGCAGUGGAGUGGGGAAGAGCCCGAGCUGGACAGCCCCAAAGCUGAACUCUUAGAUCAGACAGAGGCCUUAGACGAGGCACAGGUUGUAGACCUGGGGCAGUCUGAGGCAGCUAGUGCUGCCACAGAAAGCUCUGUGGACAGAGAGGAGGAGGAGGAAGAGGAUGCAGAGGGUGAGGAAAGCCAUGAGACAGCUUUGAAGAUGGAUGCAGACAAGCAGGACAGUGAGUCGAUGAGCCCUGACAGCAUUGGAUCAGAAAAGCGCCCUGAGGAGUUUUUUGAGCCUCAGAUGCAAGGUUUCUUUGCUGGUGAACGAGUUGUACCGGAGAGCCCGACCAUGGAUAUGCCAUCUUUUGUGCCUCCAGAUGUUCAAAUCCAAGCCAAAGAACCAGUCAGAUCUCUCACACUUCAGCCCACGUAUGGGGAGCCAAUCACAGUGUCAGAAAAACAGCCAUCAGUGGAGGUGGUGGAGUUCAGCAGCAUCACUGCUCCUUCUGACUUCUCUUCGAUGGGAGUUAAAGUUCAGGCAGGAGACACAACUAGCGAGGCCAGAGACAAAUCAGGCAUGUCGGCAUACUUUGAAACCUCAACUGUGGAGGCUGAGGAAGGUACAGAAUGUAAGGGCGAGGGGUAUUAUGAACUGAGUCGAUCUGGUGAAAAAACAAAUAAAGAUGAUUCCAAGUCCCAAGAAAUCAGCUACAGCACACUGGCAGAAGCUAAGGAUAAUCCUGGAAUACAAAAGGCUCCACCUGGAGAUACCGACAUGUUUGCAAUUCCUGAUAGAAGUAAUGAAUGCAGGCUUUCACCCGGUAAGCUUGCCUUAGAGCAGAGGAGUUACUCACUCAACAUCACCAUUGGAACAACAGAUCAGAGUGGACAAGGCAGGCAAAGAAACUUCACCCCACUGGCCACAGACAUCAUGUCAUAUACAAGUGGAAGUCUUGACGAAUCAGCUGACUACCUUCCAGUUUCUACACCCUGUGUAGAUAAGCCUCCAUCAUUUCCUCCUCUUAUCCUGGAGACUGCUGCUUCUGUCACGUCUGAUUCCUCUUCCCCUCCAAGAACUGCUGAACCACCAUUAAAGGUCAGUUCAGAACCUGAAUCUCCUGAAUCACCUGAGCCAAAUAAAGGCCCUUACAAAAAUGGAUCAGUGAUGACACAGGACUUACCGGAGAUGCUAGACCUUGCUGGUACCCGGUCCAGGCUGGCUUCAGAAAAUACAGACCCUGAAAUAAUCCAGAAGAAGUCACUCAAAGAUGAUGUACCUAUCUUCACUGAUGAUCCUCUCGCUAGUAUGACCUCAGGGGAGCUGAGUCCUGGUGUAAGAAAAAGUGAUAGUCAACUGGAAGAGAUGGGGUAUUGUGUGUUCAGUGAAUAUUCAGGGCCUAUGCCAUCCCCUGCAGAUGUCCUCAGCCCUACGAACACCUGUGGACACGUUUUUACCCCUUCUGUCUUGGAGGAGAAAGUUGCUGAACAGGCAAGAAAAUUAGCAGUAAGAGAUACAUCCUUGGAAGACAAGAUUUUGUCAUCUGGAGGCGCCAAUGUUUAUGAGAGGGAUGACCAAAGCCAAGGGAAAAGAAAUGAUUCACUUGAAGAAAGCAGCAAAUAUGAUUCAAAUGAUCAUCCAGCAAAAUCUGUAAGUGAGACACCUUUUGGUCAGCUCAGUGAGCCCUUUGUGACACCAACUGUCACUGUGACUCUAGAGGAAGGAGAGAGGUCAAUGAGUGAGACCGAACGCCAAGCCAGUGGCGAAGGUUCAGUAUCAGAAACCGAGAUCGCCGACUAUGAGAGGCAGAUCCGCAAGCUGGAGAUGGAGGACAGGCCUCUAAGUCUUGAGGAGGAGCGGGAACUCCAGGAGCUCCGGGAGAAAGUGAAGCUGGUGCACCAAGAGGCCUAUGAAGAGGUGGAUGCUGAGGAUGUUUACCAGCUGACUGGCAUGGCCAAGGACCGCAUUGCCAGGCCUGUGAAAACAUCGCCUACUUCAUCUGUAGAGAGCAACAUUGAUGAUGACAAACUGCUUUCCCCAGUACUCUCACCCUCCAAACUUAAACAAAGAGAAUUGUACGGUUCACCCAAAAGAGCAGCUUCGCCUGUGUCAGGAAUAAACAAAGAUGAAAGGGCUGAACAAGAGAGGAAAAUGAAGGAAGACCAAGAAAGGGAAGCAGCUGAGCGAAUAAAGAAAGAUGAGGAAGAAAGAAGAAUGAAGGAGGAAGCAGAAUUCAAAGAAAGAGAGGAGCAAGAGAGAAGGGAGAAAGAAGAGGCAGAAAGGAUACUGAAGGAAGAGACAGAAAGGCAUGAAAAAGAGCUGACAGAAAGACUGGAGAAAGAACAUAAAGAGAGAGAGGAGAGGGAGAUGAAAGAAAUGGAGGAGAAAGAGAAGAAAGAAAGAGAAGAGAGGGAGGAGAAAGAGAGGAAAGAAAAAGAAGAAAAAGAAAAAGAAGAGAGAGAGAGGAAGGAGAAAGAAGAAAAUGAGAGGGAAGAAAAAGUGAAAGAACAAAUGGAGCGAGAGGAAAGAGAAAGGAAAGAAAGAAUGGAAAAAGAGAGAGCAGAGCAGGAACUGAAAGAGAAGGAGGAGAAGGAAAAUAUGGAGAUGGAACUCAACAAGGAGAAAGAACAAGAGAAACUGACUCAAAUGGACAAAAUAGUUUCAGACCAGCCAGUAGAAGCCAAAGGAAUGCAGCAAACAGAAAAUGUCUCCAUAAAUCUUGCUGAAGGAAAUCUGCCUGAAAAGGAGAAUGCAGAUGCCGAGGUGACAAAAGAGAUACCAGAGACCCACGCUGCAAUUGAAUCUGUGGUGAUGGUUGAAGACGAUUUCAUCACAGUGGUGCAAACCAUCGAUGAAGCUGAAGAACCUGGUCACAGUGUCCGUUUCUCUGCUCCACCUGAGGCUGAAACCCUCUGUGUUGGUGCACGGAAAGAAGAAGAAGAGGCAGACGAGGAUGAAUCUAUAGAGUUGGCUGAGGAAGCAGAGUUUGAGGCAGCCAGCCUUGAGGAGGUAGGGGAAGUUCCUGUCUCCCCAGCACAGGAAGCUCAGACCAGAGAAACAGAGGGACGGUCAGAAAGCUACGAUAGAGAUGAAACUACAGCUGAUGACUCUAUCUUUGACAGCUCCUGGGUAGACACACAAGAUGAUGAUAGGAGUAUGGCAACGGAGCAGAUUGAGCUUUUACCCAAGGUGCCCAGUCCAGUUAAGAAACCCGCUGUCGUACAGACUAGUCUGACAAAACAACGAAGUACAGAAAAACAAGAAAAAUCUGUCAAACCCAAAACUAAAGGAGGGCGAACUAGAGGACGCAUCUCCACGCCUGAACGCAAACCUGUUCGCAAAGAGCCCAUCUACAUACCCAGAGAAGAGAUUAAAAAGAAAAAAGCCAUCAUAAAGAAGACUGAGUUCAACAAAAAAGUGGAGACUCAGACUCUGUCUCCGUCCAAGCGGAGCACCAUGAAGCCAGCAGUCCGUCACACUAGGCCGAUCCAGCAUCACUCCUGCCCAAGAAGGAGACCCACAGAAGCCCUUUCAGACAGUCGCCACCCUCUUAGUGUUGCCAUACAGUCUCGAGACAGAGCAUCAGAUGGUGGGUCACAGAGUCCCGCAAAGAGAUCAUCUGCACCACGUCAUGCCUCUAUUCUGGGUCGCCGUGGCUACCACGAACACGAGGAGAGUUCUACCUCCAUCACCAGCUCUGGAUCAACUGCUCCCCGCAGGCCCACAUCAUUUCGCACUGAAAUGAGAGCAGAGCAUAGGAUAGGACGAGCCCCAAGCAUGACAGUUACAGAAUCGGUACGUUCCCGUUCAGCUCGCAGUGGACACUCCACCCCUCGGACCCCAGGCUCCACAGCCAUCACCCCAGGAACCCCUCCCAGCUACUCGUCAUCUUCCAGAACCCCCGGGACCCCGCGCUCCCUCAGUUUGAUUUCCCAGGAGAGGAAAGUGGCAGUGGUCCGCACCCCACCAAAGUCACCCGCAACCACUCCCAAGCAGCUGCGCAUCAUCAACCAGCCACUGCCUGACUUCAAGAAUGUCAAGUCCAAGAUCGGGUCAACAGAGAAUAUCAAAUACCAGCCAAAAGGAGGACAGAUACAAAUACAGAACAAGAAGAUUGACCUGAGCCAUGUGACCUCCAAAUGUGGUUCUCUCGACAACAUUCAUCAUCGACCAGGUGGCGGUAAUGUGCGAAUAGAGAGUGUGAAGUUGGAUUUCAAAGACAAAGCUCAAGCCAAGGUGGGUUCACUGGAGAAUGCACAUCAUAUUCCUGGUGGAGGUCGCAUUAUGAUUGAGAGCCACAGGCUGACAUUUCGUGAGCAUGCAAAGGCCCGUGUUGACCAUGGAGCUGAGAUCAUGGUCCAGUCACCUGGUCUGUCAGGCUCAGUCUCUCCCCACCAUCAGAAGGAAAGCCACCUGUUGUCCUCUGGCAGUCUCAACAUAAUGGAUUCUCCAUAGUUAGCAACCUUGGCCAAGGAUGUAAGUGAUGCCUUAGCCAAGCAGGGCUUGUGAACACUGGAUCUCUAGACUGCUGCUGUGCAUCCAAGACACUCUCACCUUUAAGAACUCUUUGCUCUCUCUCGCCAUCAUGAAACAAAGUGGUUACCAUUGAUGCUCAGCACACAGAGGUCUCCUUAACAUCUUUAUCGCAACAUCCAUCACUAACUCUAAGCAGAGACUAGACUUAGAAGCUACUGUGUUUUGGUCUUCUAUUUUUAACCUUAAACAUGUGUUUUUUCUGAUUUGUUUUGUGGGUAUUCCUUUAUGUUUUGAACAAUGUUUUGCAUAGUUAGACUGGGCGUUUGCUCUAGAUUAAGUGGUAUAUCUGUCAACACUGGCUUUACUGGUCUUGGAUCAGCGUAUCGAAGAAGCGACAGCCUUUUUUUCUACUCUAAGCAACUAAAGACAUGGCCUGUACACCAUGCCACCCUUUUUGUUCUUGCUCAGCAAACAUGCAUGAUUGCCAGAUCCCCUAACAAUGAGCAUCUUUACUGUGAGUCAUUAUUGACUUAAUACAUGAUCUGUAAUAAUAAAAUUAAAAAUAAUAAUAUAGAGACCUCUAUAUGAUACAACCUCUUUCCCAUUCACAUGUCUCACAUUUAAAAGGAAGCAAAAAUAUGGCUAUAAGAUAUUACUUUACAAUGGCAUAUAUGCAAGAACCACAUCAUGUUAUGACAAGCAUGUAUGAAUCAAAUAUGAAAAGAGGCUCUUUUGUAUUGAAGAAAAAAAAUUAAUUUUAGUAAAUAAUUUCCUCAUUUAUUGGAUAAAGAUAAACAAGUUCAUGUUUUGUAGUUAAUAGAUGUUUUACAGUGUAAUGCUUGGUGACAAUGUCCAAGACUGAUUUGGUGUUGCUGAGGGAUGCAUCUCCGUCUUGUCAAACAGCCUUACUCACUUAAACCUGCUCAGCAGAUCUAUAUAGACGCCUGGUUAAACACUUGGAGCUCAUUCCACAAAUAUCUGUCCCAGAAGGAAAUUCUUUGAGGAGUAACCAAUAAAGAUUGAUGUUUAAAGUUGAUAAUGAUUGCAGUCUGAGCCACUGAGGAAUAGAUGCUACGGUAGAAGAUGCCACUUCUCCAAAAUGUAUGUAUGCGUGUGCGCGAAAGCAUGUGUGUGUGUGUGUGUGUGUGUGUGUGUGUAUGCAUUUGGUGCAGAUCCCAUGCCGUUUUAUGGAGGGACGCCGCUGUACUUGGGUUGUUUGUCAUGAUGUGUAGGGAGACGAAAUUGUUAAAGGUUAAAAACUUUUUAAAAGCCUUAAAUAAAAAAAAGAGAAAUACUCGUCAAAUGUCCACUGGGAGAAAGAACUCAGUCAGAUCCUGAUAUAUCUGUUUGGACAAAAUGUUUGGGUGAUCUAGAUUUUUUUGUUUGUUUUUUUCUCCAGAUACUGUUUGUGGUAUGACCCGCUUCCUGCCCAAUUACUGCCCCCAACUGCAACUGUUUGUUUGCUUCUGUGUUUAUUCUGCAUCCCCCAUCUCCGUGUGCCUCUCCCUCACCUCUUGCUCCACCCUGCAGCAACUCUUAAUGUAUUUAAAAGGUCAAGUAGAUGUAUGCAGUUUUUCUCCUGUUGAUAUGACACCAAUUAUGAUAAUUAAUGACAAUAAAAAUAACAAAAAGUGA